Molecule: messenger RNA, 1029 nt
Organism: Zasmidium cellare ATCC 36951
Lineage: Eukaryota; Fungi; Ascomycota; Dothideomycetes; Mycosphaerellales; Mycosphaerellaceae
Exons: 2
Coding region: 1-1029 (342 amino acids)
Biological process (GO): protein folding; positive regulation of ATP-dependent activity
Cellular component (GO): cytosol
Molecular function (GO): protein-folding chaperone binding; ATPase activator activity
Source: RefSeq, a predicted model, not a curated record
AUGGUCCUCCACAACCCCAACAACUGGCACUGGGUCAACAAGGAUGUCUCUGCUUGGACUCAAGACUACCUGAACAAAGAGCUCGUUGGACUGAAGGCCGAGAAGGGUGGCGUCAACGCCGAGGUUAGCAAAGUGCUUAGCAUGGACGGAGAUGUGGAUGUCUCGCAGAGGAAAGGCAAAGUCAUAACCAUCUUUGACGUACGAUUGCAACUCGAGUGGACUGGCAAGGUACCUGUCAAGGAGGAGAAUGAGAAGGACGAUGGCACCAAAGAGGAGGUGGACGGCCACAAGGACGUCAGCGGCACAAUCACGAUACCCGAAGUAGCACACGACACGGAGGAGGAUGAGUAUGUUUUCGAGGUGGAUCUGUACUCUUCCUCCUUAGAAAAGGAGCCAGCGAAGGAGCUUGUGCGGAAAGAAAUCACGCCGCAGCUCCGCAAACAUCUACAAAAGCUGGCUCCAGCUCUGAUCACUGAGCAUGGAAAAGACAUCCAACACGCCCCUGGUUCAAAUCCUUCGUCUGGCUUCAGCACACCGAAGACCCUGCAGCAGGGAUCGUCUACCAAGCAAGGAGACAACUCCAAGGCUUCUCAUACCUCCACUUCGGGCCACGUGAACGUGACCUCGCUGUCUGACCAGCAAGAGUUCCGCACUACUGCCGAGCAGCUCUUCGAGACUUUCACCGACCCACAGCGCAUUGCGGCCUUCACGCGAGCACCACCUAAAGUCUUUGAAGGCGCAAAGGAAGGCGGCAAGUUCGAAAUAUUCGGCGGCAACGUGUCGGGAGAGUAUACCAAGCUGAACAAGCCGACUUACAUUGAGCAGAAGUGGCGGUUGGCACAGUGGCCGGCAGGUCACUUCAGCACGCUCAAGAUCAAAUUCGAGCAGAACGAUGUUGAUGCUGUGACGAUCAUGCGCGUCGACUGGGAGGGUGUGCCAAUUGGACAGGAAGAGCCAACCAAGCGGAAUUGGGACGAGUACUACGUCCGAAGUAUCAAGACGACCUUUGGAUUCGGCACUAUACUAUGA